Drosophila novamexicana is the source of this 1217-nucleotide messenger RNA. RefSeq lists its product as uncharacterized. The coding region runs from base 197 to 886 and encodes 229 amino acids. Lineage: Eukaryota; Metazoa; Arthropoda; Insecta; Diptera; Drosophilidae. The transcript is spliced from 6 exons. The record is from RefSeq and is a predicted model, not a curated record.
AAUAAACGAUGUGAAAUUUGGAAUUUCGAAACUAUAAAUUGGCAAACUUUUUCAAUUUGUAAAUUUACUCAAAAUAACCAAAAGAACUGGAACGUAAAACACAAUUGGAUAAAAGUUGUGAUGGAUAUUAUAGCUAACUUCCUCUUUUUACAAAUGAUAAUACGAUAACCGUGCAUGCGUAUGUGUAUUUUUGGGAAUGUGCAUAUAUAACAUAAAAGGCUGCCUCCAGCUACUGAUAGAUGGCAUGACGUGUGUAUGUGACUUUAAGAUAAUUAUCACAGCCAUGGACCGUUUUGUCUGGUUUGUGCUGCUGGUGGUCAUGACGCACCUGGUCACCGAAUUUACACGCGUCACCGGCUAUGCGAGAGGACAACGCAACGAGCUGGUGCUCAUCAACGAUACUCUGCUGCAGCCGAUGCCCGUACAGAAUAUGCUGCUCUAUCCUAGCCAGGAAUACGCCCACUACGAGCGUCCCCAGUCCGCAGUCGGCGGUGGCAAUAGCAUACAGCAGAAUGCGGCGCUGAUGCUGGGCAAUUUGGCUGGCGGCGGUGGAAGCGGUAGCGGUGCGGUCGGAGGUGCCAAUGCGGCCGAACCGAGCUAUCCGUUCUUUAGCCUGCGGCCAUUAAUUGACAGCAUUUUCGAGAUACCAAUUUCCACUUUGCGCGCCGUCAACAAUCUGGUGGGUCGCCUCACGGGCAGCUAUCGGCAGGCGCCGGCACCGGAUGAGAUGCAAAAAUCGGUGGCCAUAGAGUCGGACGCACCACUGCGCCUGCCGGCGGCCCAUCCAGUCGCUAUGCCCGGCAACUUUAGGCUCUCAGCAGCAACAACAACAACAGCAUCUACGAGCACAGCUAAGCGCCAGCAAAUGCGCGAAGAGCUGGCGUAGUUAAAACAGAGAAAAGAAAAAAAAAAAACAGAAACAAGCCACUUGACAUUUACAUUUACGUUUACAUUGUUCGUAAUUAGUUUGUAAUUCAACUUCGACCUUUGGCCAAGCAAGGGCAAGGCGCACACGUUUCUCAGUGUUGUGUGUUAAAUGGGCAUUUCUAUUAUUUAGUUUAGUUAAAACUGUAAGUGUUUGUGAUUGUUUUUAUUGUUUUUGCAUGUGUGCAUGUGUCUGUGUGCGUGCGUCUUUAUAUUGUUAGUUCGUAAAUGUUGUCGUUUUUAGUUUUGAAUUUGUGAUAUAUGUAAAAUUGUUGUAAGUCGUAUUUUAUUGU